Molecule: messenger RNA, 2944 nt
Organism: Xiphophorus maculatus (southern platyfish)
Lineage: Eukaryota; Metazoa; Chordata; Actinopteri; Cyprinodontiformes; Poeciliidae
Gene: pygo2
Product: pygopus family PHD finger 2
Exons: 4
Coding region: 155-1906 (583 amino acids)
Source: RefSeq, a predicted model, not a curated record
CCGAAAUUUGCGUUUUUGAAUGAAUUACAGUUGAAUGGUGGAUCAACAAGCACACACCGUGUGAGGACUGGUUUGCUGGCAAUGACACACCAGCGAGUUUCAUUUUAAAGGACAGCACAGCAGAGCAAGCAUCGGAGAAAGGUCAUAUUAGCUAAUGGCUUCCGAAUCGGGGAGACUACAGGCGGGACAAGGAAAACGAAAAGCUUCACAGAUGAAGAGCCCGGAGAAGAAGAAAGCCAGGAAAUCUUCCACUCAGGCGGCGGGGUUCUCCCACCUCACUGAGUUUGCGCCUCCUCCUACGCCCAUGGUGGACCAUCUGGUCGCCUCCAACCCAUUUGACGAUGACUUUGGAUCUCCGUCCAGACCGAGUGGGGCAGCCGGACCAGGUGGGGCUCCGUUUCUCCCCAGUCCAGGUGCCGGUGGAGGAGGUGGGUAUGGAGGUGGAGGCAGAAUGGGUCCAGGCAUGAACUUCAUGGGAGGCCCGAGUGGAAAUGGUCCGCCUGGACGCAGACCGCCCUUCGGCCCUCCGAGCAACGCUGGACCACACCAGCAGCUGGGCUUUGGAGGAAUGCCCGGCUUUGGAGGCGGAGGAGGUGGAGGCGGUGGUGGUGGAGGAGGCGGGGGAGGUGGAUUUCCUCCUGGUGGCCCCUCUCAGUUCAAUAUGCAACCAAACUUCAGUCCCCCCAUGCAUCCUGGGCCAGGAUUUAACUCCAUGUUGUCUCCAGGAGGAAUAGGGGGUCCUGGAGCCGGUGGGCCGCCCCAUCCUCGUUUCAGCAUGCCCCCCCAGCAGCAGCACGGACAGGGCGGACACCCGUUCAACAGCCCACCGUUGCCUGGAGGUGGAGGUCCACGAGGGCCCUUGCCUCCCAUGGGAGGAGGCAUGGGUCCUGGGAUGAACAUGAUGGGUGGAAUGGGUGGUGGCCCUGGUGGCAACAUGGUAGGGGGAGGGUUGCCAGGUAUGCCUCCUCAAGGACAGUUUCCUCCCUCACAGGAAGGCCCCUACCCUGGCCCCAGUCCGCCAGGGCCCGGCAGCGAGGAAGGGAAGAACUUCGGUGGAGGAGGGGGACCGCCUGGUCCUCCGCCGCAGCAGCAACAACAACAGCAGCAGCUUAACAUGAAUCCCAACGGCCCCCCAAAUAACAACACUACACCCGGCCCUCCUUCUAACUCUGGACCUUCACAACCAGGUGGAGGCUUUCCCGGCCACCCCGAUGUCCCACCACAAAGUGCAAACACACCUGGCCAACCUCCGUCAGCUCCACCGCAACCCAACUCUUCUCCUACCGGUCCACUGAACGGAUCAGGUCAACCCCAGCACCCGCAGUCCGGUCAGCUGCAGCCCCCCAACAACACCAACACCCCAAACUCCAACAACUCCAAUCAGCAGCAGCAACAAUCAACUCCGCCAAACUCUGCAGGGUCUUCCUCUUACAACCAGCAGAACAACACUCCCGGUUCCGGAGGACCGCUGUCCAACGCUGCCCCCAACUCAAAUCAGAACAACAUAGCUAACAACAAUGGAGGCAACACUCCUGGCAGCAACCCCAACCCCCCCUCAAACUCCACCUCGACCCCUAACACCCAGUCUCCCCUGCCUCCUGGACCCACGGCCCCGACAACUGGGCCCAGCUCAGGGCCUGGAAAACUCGGCGGACCCGGUAUGGUCUUCCCUUGUGGCAUGUGUUUGGCGGAAGUACACGACGACCAGGACGCCAUCCUUUGCGAGGCUACGUGCCAGCGCUGGUUCCACCGUGACUGUACGGGUCUUACAGAACCGGCGUAUGGGCUGCUGACCACAGAAAGCGCCGCCGUUUGGGCUUGUGACUUCUGCAUCAAGACCAAGGACAUACAGGCCGUGUACGUUCGCCAGGGUUUAGGCCAGCUGGUGGCGGCUAACGAGAGCUGAGCAGCAUCGAUUGGACAAACGGACUCUGAUCUAAAUGAAUGACCUGUGUGCCAUGUCAGCUGCGGCUUGGCCAGCCCUUUACUCGUUCACUACACAAAAGCGACACACUCAUCGACUCUGAUGCUUAAACGUAGCACUUUGAGUGACUCUAGACAAAUACAUUUUCCUUCCCCUCCCCGGCAAUUAGAGUUUGAAAUCAUGAUGAAUGUUACCCACGCUGAGAAAUCCGCCUGCCAAUCAGCAAAGCACUGACACCAACACACUACCUCAAAUCGCUUGUAACUGACUGGCACAGAAACUCCCGCACUGACUGACUCACUGAACCAUGUGUGUGCGUGGCGAUAUUUCCAGCUCACGCACUCAGAAAAUUAAAUCAGGCGGUGGGACAUGAUGUUUAAAUACUCGCUUUGUACUGGUAUGAGUUCAGCAGAUUACUGGUUUUAAUUAGAAGACGCCCUGGAACGGCUACCAGAAGUAAUCAAGGAUCCUCCAGUCUGGAAUGCGGUUAAACUAUUUGGUUAAGUGUGGAAAAAAGAAAAUGAGUAGGGAAAAUUGUUUUGUAUUUCUUUCCUUUUUUUCGUCAUUUUAUCCUUCCAGUAUUUCCUUGUUUCUACCUUCUCCUAUCUUCCAUCUGUCCUUCCUUUUUCUUUCUCUUCUUCCUUUUCCUACUUUAUUCUUCUUUGUCUUUUCAUCCCACUGUUUUUCAAUGUCCUUCCUUUAUUCCCUUUCUUCUUUACUUCCUUUCAUUAUGUCCUUUUCUGUGUGACUUGACUCCUACAUACACUUCCUUUUUUCCACUAUUCUGUGCUGCUUUUUGCUUUUCUUGUAGGACUGGGUGAUAAAUCGGUUUUAUUGAUUAAUCAAAUUUUUAUUUUUGAAGAUUACAUUUUUGGAAAAUCAUGAUUCAGGAAACCCAAAGUUGCUUCUUUGUUUGACAGAUUCAAACGAAAUUUGAAUUUAGACUUAUUUUAAAAUUUGAAUUUCAAGCAAAAUUAUCUUUUAAAACAUUUAUUCAAAAGAAUAUUACAACAAAAUAUU